Pezoporus occidentalis (night parrot) is the source of this 1257-nucleotide messenger RNA. RefSeq names its product lysosomal acid lipase/cholesteryl ester hydrolase-like. Lineage: Eukaryota; Metazoa; Chordata; Aves; Psittaciformes; Psittacidae. Gene Ontology annotation, biological process: lipid metabolic process. The transcript is spliced from 10 exons. The record is from RefSeq and is a predicted model, not a curated record. Bases 4 to 1257 code for a protein of 417 amino acids.
AAGAUGUGGUGCCUCCUCAUGCUGCUCUGCUCUCAAGCAAUUGCCUUUUCAGCAGGAUUCACAACAACACCCUCCACUCUGAACUCAGACAAAAGCCAGUUCAGGAAGCCUCAUGACCCUGAAUCCUUUAUGAAUGUUAGUGAAAUUAUCAGAUACCAUGGAUACCCCAGUGAGGAAUAUGAAGUUACUACAGAGGAUGGGUACAUCCUUAGUGUUUUCAGAAUUCCUGCUGGGAGGAACAGCCGAAAUACAGGAAAAAAGCCUGCAAUCUUGCUACACCAUGGUACUUUAGGAGAUUGUAUUCACUGGAUUUCUAACCUGCCUAACAGCAGCUUGGGCUUCAUCCUCGCAGAUGCUGGCUAUGAUGUCUGGUUGGGAAACAGCCGAGGAAACACCUGGUCUUUAAAACACAAGACACUUAAGCCCUGCCAGAAAGAGUUUUGGCAGUUCAGCUUUGAUGAGAUAGGUAAAUACGAUGUUCGAGGAGAGCUGUACUUCAUAAUGAAUAAAACCGGUCAGAAGGAUGUAUAUUUUGUUGGUCACUCAGAGGCUGGAACUGCAGGCUUUAUAGCAUUUGCCACUUAUCCUGAAUUGGCUCAAAGGGUUAAAGUGUUCUUCGCUUUGGGACCAGUAGUCACAACCACAUACGGUACCAGCCCUCUGGUAACACUUACACGGUUUCCCCAGUUUCUGAUCAAGUUAUUCGCUGGCUGCAAAGGAGUUCUUCGCCAGAAUGAACUGCUGAAACCACCUCUGGUAUGGAUGUGCGAAUCUCUGGGAAAAUUUUGUGGCAGUGUCUUAGGCUUCAUAGCUGGGGACAAGGUACAAAAUCUGAACACGAGUCGAACAGAUGUGUAUGUAGGACAUUACCCUGCUGGAACAUCAGUACAGAACGCUCUUCAUUGGCAUCAGGUAAUAUAUGCAGACCAAUUGCAAGCUUAUGACUAUGGCUCUAAGGAAAACAUGAAGAAAUAUAACCAGGUAAGGCAAUACAGUCCUUGCAGACAGCUAAGGAAGUUUGGUUUGCCUGUUCUACUGAUGCAGACAUGUAUUCAAAAACACUUCCAAAAGGCUAAGAGCCAUAGCCAAGUCCUAGAACUGGAUGAAUAUGGAGCUCUUCACUGCCCCAAAAAUCCUCAAGCCUACUCCUCCUGUGUACAAGAUAGAGGAAAUAAACACCCCAAUUGCUGUCUGGAGUGGUGGACGGGACAAAUUUGCAGAUCCGAAAGACACGGCAAAGCUGCUUCCUCGGAUUAA